Arabis nemorensis is the source of this 3348-nucleotide messenger RNA. NCBI's taxonomy places the organism in Eukaryota, Viridiplantae, Streptophyta, Magnoliopsida, Brassicales, Brassicaceae. The record is from the annotation of a GenBank genome assembly.
AUGUCGACGUGGCAGUUAUUUUCCGAUUCUAGCGGCGGUGGGUUCCGGUGGGAAGUCGCUGGCCAGAUCCUUCAGUCUGAUUCCGAUUCUAAUCCGACCAAGACGCUGAAAUCCACGGCUCCUCUACCUUCCAUGUCCGAUCUCUUGCUCCAAGGAUGCUCGAAGCUUAGAGAACGGGAAGAAACGGUGCCUAGGGAAAUCCCAAUGUUCAGGACUGGGCUGGGGAAGUCUGUAGCUCUAAAAGAGUCUUCGAUUGCUAAAGCCAAAUCGAUUUUAGCAGAUGACAAAUUUGAUCAUUCUGAUUUGCAGAACAGGGGAUGCUCAAAUCUUCAGAAGAGAGAAGUGGAUACAGCUGGAACUUUGCCUAUGUUCAGUACAGCCUCAGGGAAAUUUGUCCCACUGAAAGAGUCUUCAAUUGCCAAAGCUUUCUCUAUUCUUGGGGGUAAUAAUAUGAAUGACUCAGACAACAUUCUUCCCAGGGAGAAUGGAUUUGGUGUUCCCAGUACUCUUUUUCAGACAGCUUCUAACAAGAAGGUUAAUGUAUCUUCUGCCGGUCUGGCAAGAGCCAAGGCAUUGUUAGGACUAGAAGAAGAUGAUUUGAAUGGUUUUAACCAUGUGAACCCGUCCUUUUCUUCCCACCAGCAACAUGAGUGGUCUGGGUUAAAAACUCAUGAGGAGUUUGAUGCUACACCGGCUCACCAUCAUUCAGGAACAGGACAAUAUGAGGGUCAUGUGCCUCCAACAAAGUUUCAGACUGCUGGUGGAAAAUCAUUGUCAGUGUCAGCUGAGGCAUUAAAACGUGCCAGAAACCUUCUUGGAGUCCCUGAGUUGGGGACUUUCUUUGAUGGUGUAGCGGCAGGUGAUCAGUUUGUUACACCACAGAACGAUAAAAGGUUAGGUGAUAUUGCUAUAAACAGUGGAAGUGCCAACAGAGGUUAUAUUACUCAUGAAGGAAACACAAGCAACAAGCAUACGUCAAAUAGCUUUAUAUCUCCUCUUCGGUCAUCUUCAAAGCAAUUUAGAUCAGUCAAAUUGCAGGACUUAGCUUCAGGGAGUAAUUUGAUCAAGAAAUUUGAUGCGGCUGUUGAUGAGACAGACUGUGCUCGGAAUAGUACUAAACUUGCUACACAUGGACUAUCAAAGGAAAAUGGUUUCAUUCGAAGAGCUAAACAAUCUGGAAGGCCAGCUGACCAGCCACUUGUCGAUAUAACAAAUCGCAGUGAUGCAGCUUAUGCAAACAAUAAACUAAACAGUACCCAAAAGAAAAGACUGGGAAAGACAGUCUUCAUUUCUCCAUUUAAAAGGCCAAGGAAUGCCUCCUUUAAAACUCCUUUAAAGAAAAAUGCUCUGCAUGCUUCAAGUGGUUUCUCUGUUGCACCUUCGAAUACACUUUAUUCCAAAAAGGUGCUUUCUACAAGAUAUCCAAUAAGGUCUCCAAGAGUAUAUAUCAAGGAUUAUUUUGGAAUGCCUCCAAGAGCUACGACCAAGAUGGAUUAUGUGUCAGAGCAUGUCAGAAGAAUCAAAUCAAGCAAUGCAGAUAAAUAUGUAUUCCGUGAUGAGUCUUCCUCAAACGAGGUUGGAGCUGACACUUUUCUUCAAAUGUUGGCUGAGUCUGGUUAUUCCGUACAACAUGCAUCUAGAAAGUGGAUAGUCUGGAAACUUGCAUGCUACGAGAAAAACUACCCAGCCAAAUGCAGAGGGAACAUUCUGACAAUCACCAAUGUUCUCGAGGAACUAAAAUACAGAUAUGAGAGAGAGGUCAAUCAUGGUCAUUGCUCUGCAAUCAAGAGGAUUCUGAGUGGUGAUGCUCCAGCUUCAUCAAUGAUGGUGCUCUGCAUAUCUGCUCUUAAUCCAAAGACCGAUAAUGAUUCUCAGGAAACACAUGGUUCUGAUAGUGCCAGCAAUGUGAAAGUAGAACUUACUGAUGGGUGGUACGAAAUUGCUCUUCAUCACAGGUACUCGAUAAAUGCUGCUCUAGAUGUCAUGCUGACAAAGCAGCUGAAUGCUGGAAAAUUGUUUGUUGGGCAGAAGCUUCGACAUGCUUACGUUCUUAUUUAUUAUCUGAAGAUCCUUGGUGCGGGACUUUCUGGCUGGGCUGCCCCAACAUCACCUCUUGAGGCAACGAUUUCAAAUACAAUCUGUUUGUUGUUGAAUAUUAAUGGAACAUACAGAGCUCACUGGGCGGACCGAUUAGGAUUCUGUAAAGAAGUUGGUAUCCCUCUGGCUUUCAACUGUAUCAAGUGCAAUGGGGGUCCAGUGCCUAAAACGUUGGCUGGAAUUACACGAAUAUACCCUAUCCUCUACAAGGAAAGGCGCUCAGCUCUUAUUGAGGGUCUAAUGUGCGAGUACCAGAGAGGAAUCGAUGGUGGCCACAGUCAGAACGACACUGAUAGCGAAGAAGGAGCCAAGGUCUUUAAGCUAUUAGAGACUGCUGCGGAACCUGAACUCCUAAUGGCAGAAAUGAGUCGAGAGCAGUUGACAUCUUUCACUACAUAUAAAUCAAAAUUUGAGGCAGCCAAGCAAAUGCAGAUGGAAAAAUCAGUAGCAAAAGCUCUGGAAGACGCUGGCUUAGGUGAAAGGGAUGUCACCCCAUUCAUAAGGAUUAGGGUUGUUGGAAUGACUAGCUUAAGUUACAAAGGAGAACACAACCCAAAAAAAGGCAUAGUAACAAUCUGGAAUCCCACGGAGAGACAGAGAACCGAGCUGACGGAGGGAAAGAUAUACAUAAUGAGAGGGCUAGUACCAAUGAACUCAGAUUCAGAUAUACUUUACUUACAUGCCAGAGGGUCUAGCUCAAGAUGGCAGCCUUUGUCUCCAAAAGCUUCUGGAAGUUUUCUGCCCUUUUUCAACCCCCGUAAACCAAUCUCUUUGUCAGAUCUCGGCAAAAUUCCUCUUUCAAGUGAAUUUGAUAUCGCUGCGUACGUUGUAUACGUGGGAAAUACAUACACGGAUGUUCAGCAAAAGAAGCAGUGGGUGUUUGUGACAGAUGGAUCCACUCAACACUCGUAUUCAGGGGAAAUCUCAUGUAAUAUUCUUGCUAUAAGCUUCAGCACCCCAUCCAUGGAUGACUUAUCCAUUCCCCAAAUCAGCCAGAAUCUCGUCGGAUCCGUGGUAGGAUUCUGCAAUCUAAUAAAAAGAGCAAAGGAUGCGCGAAACGACAUGUGGGUUGGUGAGGCAACAGAGAACUCAGUCUACUAUAUAAACGCAGAAGCUUCUUACUCUUCUCACCUCAAAAGCAGCACUGCCUAUAUCCAAAAAUGGGCGAAGCUCUCUUCUUCCAACUCUGUGAUCCAUAAACUUCGGCAGAGAGUUCUAUUUAUAAUCGGUGAUUCUAAAGCACCAUCAUGA